Messenger RNA from Schistosoma rodhaini, 4115 nucleotides. The record is from the annotation of a GenBank genome assembly. Lineage: Eukaryota; Metazoa; Platyhelminthes; Trematoda; Strigeidida; Schistosomatidae.
AAUAUUUUACCAUAAUUCUAUCUCUGAUUAUAGAUGGUUACUAUACUUUGUUUGAAUGUCUUCCAAAUAAGAAUCCUAUUUUCAUCAUAUUUUUAUCAAGAAUCAAUUAUAUUCAUCCAAUAACAGUAUCCAUGACAACAGUAAAGAUUUUACAAGAUCAAGUGUAAAUCAAUGAAUAUGAAAUGGAACAAUUUAAUGUAAACCUACUAAAACCUACUAAUGAACUAUCCAAAGAUGAUAAUGAAAUUGAAUGUAUCCAAGAUCAUCCAUGUGCUUCUUCUUCUUCUUCUUCUCAAAAUGCAAUAUCAUCAAAACAAAAGUCAAAUGAAGUUAAUAAUUCAACUAAAGGUGAUUUAAUUAUAAAUAAUUUACAAAUAUCUAAUUCUAAAUUAAAUACAAUAUCAAAUGAAGAUGUUCGAAGACAAUCAAGUGUACAUUCUGAUCAAACAUUAAAUGUUACACAUCAUUUAUAUCCUACAACAUCAUUAUCACAUACUGCAUCAGCAUUUUCAAGUUAUUUAAGAAUUCCAUCUAUAUAUGAACAAAUGAAUGAUACAGUUGCAUCAACUCAUUCAGCUGAUUGGUCAAAAUCAUUACAUAGAUCAAGUUGUUUUAAUACACCACAUAGUUUAAGUGAAGAAGAUCAAAAAUUUACACAAGCAACAGUUCGUGCUGUAUUAGCUGCUAGUGCUAGAGAAUCACGUACAGCAUUAACUGAUUUACCAUUAGAUUUUUUUACAAAUCAUUCUGAUUUAUCUAAUAUUGAUAGUAAACUAAAUUCAUUAUCAGUUCAACAAUUAUAUCAUAGAAAUUUAUCUACUGAUAGUGCAUUCAAUGUGAAUAGAUUAAAUAUACCAUCAUCAAAAUAUCAUGAUGAAUGUAAAGAACGUCGUACUGAUCGUAAAUUUAGUACACUUUAUACUCAUAGUUUUGAUGAUACAAUUCAUGAUAGUGUAUUAUUAUAUAAAAGAGAUAAAUCACCAAUACCUAUGACAUCAUAUCAUUCUAAUAAUCUAAUAUUGAAUAGUACUACUAAUCUAUCUAAUUGUACUCAAUUCACUCGUAUACCAUCAUCAAAUAAGAAUAUUAUAGUUACUACAAAACAAAAUCCAAAAUCAUUAAAAAAUUUAGCUCGGCAAACAUCACAUUCAAUUAAUAGACCAUUAAAACGUUUAGCUGCUAGUUUUCGUUUAACUAAAACUAUUGGUCAUUCAUCAUCUGUUAAUUAUAAACAUCAUUGUUCACGUACAAAUAUGAAUUUAAAAUCUGAUCAUACUGUAUCAAGUUGGAAUUCUGUCACAAAUUGUAUUGAUUCAAUACAAACUACUUCAAAUACUACUACUACUACUAAUACUACUACUUAUACUACUACUUAUAAUAAUAAUAAUAGUAGUAGUAAUAAUAAUGGAAAAAAUCUACGAACACGUAGUGUUAUUCUACAAACAGAUCAUGAUUUCAUAAAUGAAUUUAAACAUGAAAAAGGUUUACAUAAAGGACAUUUAUUAUUAAAUGAUAAUGUAAUUGAUAAACGUAUUAAGAAUGAAUUAAGUGAUUCAACUGAUUAUGAUAUAAAUAGUUUAUUAAGUCAAGAUGAUAAUAAACCAAAUAGUAGUUCAUUUCAUUUAAAAGAACAAUUUUUUGCAUUUUUUCAACCAACUGGUAAUAAAUUAGCUAUGAAAUUAUUUGGUACUAAAUUAGCAUUAGAUAGAGAAAGAUUAAGACAAGAACAACAAGGUGAUUGGAUUAUACAUCCUUGUAGUAAUUUUAGAUUUUAUUGGGAUUUGGUCAUGUUAUUAUUAUUAAUUGCAAAUCUUAUCAUUCUACCGGUGGCAAUCUCUUUCUUCAAUGAUGAUUUAAGUAUUCACUGGAUCGUAUUCAAUUGUGUAUCGGAUACAGUAUUUCUUAUUGAUAUUGGCGUGAAUUUUCGUACAGGAAUAAUUAAGAAUAAUUUCGCCGAUGAAAUUAUGCUCAAUCCUAAAGAAAUUGCACGACAAUAUUUGAAAACAUGGUUCCUUCUAGAUUUAUUAAGUUCAUUACCAUUAGAUUAUAUUUAUCUUGUAUUACAUGAUAAUGAAAAUUUUACACAAUUUGUUCACGCUGGCCGUGCACUAAGAUUUCUACGUUUUGUAAAACUUUUAAGUUUAAUACGACUUUUAAGAUUAUCUCGACUGGUUCGUUAUGUUAGUGAAUGGGAAGAAUUUAUUAAUUUAGCAAGUAAAUUCAUUGGAAUAUUUAAUCUUGUUUUAUUACUUCUACUAUUGGGACAUUGGAAUGCUUGUUUACAAUUUCUUAUACCAAUGCUACAUGAUUAUCCAGUAGAAAGUUGGGUUGCUAAAGGUAAAUUACAAAAUGCUUAUUGGUUUGAUCAAUACACUUGGGCUUUAUUUAAAGCUAUGUCACAUAUGUUAACUAUUGGUUAUGGGAGAUAUCCACCGACUAGUUUAAGUGAAGCAUGGGUUACAGUGAUAAGUAUGGUCACUGGAGCUACUGGAUAUGCUUUAUUUGUCGGUCAUGCGGCAGCAUUAAUACAAUCAUUUGAUUGUUCAAAACGUCUUUACAGAGAGAAAUUUAAACAAGUGGAUGAAUAUAUGGCAUAUAGAAAACUUCCACGUGGUCUACGUAAACGUAUUGCUAGUUAUUAUGAACAUCGAUAUCAAGGAAAAAUGUUUAACGAGAAUGAAAUUCUUAAUGAACUUUCAGAAUGUUUAAAAGAGCAAAUUAUUAAUUACAAUUGUCGAGCUUUAGUUGCUGCUGUACCAUUUUUUACAUUUGCUGAUCAAAAUUUUGUCUCAGAAGUAGUAGUUAAAUUACGUUAUGAAGUGUUUCAACCAGGUGAUUUGAUUAUUAAGGAAGGUACAAUUGGUACAAAAAUGUAUUUUAUUCAAGAAGGUAUAGUGGACAUUGUUACAAGAGAUGGAGAAGUGGCCACUAGUCUGUCAGAUGGUUCAUAUUUUGGAGAAAUAUGUCUAUUGACAAAUGCACGUCGUGUAGCAAGUGUUCGAGCUGAGACCUAUUGUAAUGUUUAUUCAUUAGAUAGAGCAAGUUUUUUGGAAGUAUUAGAUAAUUAUCCAUUAAUGCGUAGAACUAUGGAAUCUGUUGCAGCUGAACGUUUAAAUAAAAUUGGACGUGAUCCUUUAGUUGUUAGUAAUCGUAAAGAUUUAUAUGAUGAUUUAAAAUUAGUAAAUGAAAUAGUAAAUCAGGCUAUUCGUGAAGCAGAUGAUAUACAAAUCGAAGGAGAAACAGAAGAUAGCUGUGAUGAAGAUGGUGUUGAUGGUUAUAAAACUAACGAUAAUACUAAUACUACUAAUGAUCGGGGUGAUGUCAAUCAUAAACGUCACCAAAAUGAAAGAAAUUAUCAACCAUGUAAAAAAAAUAAUAAAUUCUCUCAUCCAGUAAAUUAUUUUAAACAACGUAAAUUAUCCCAUUGGAAUCCAUUAAUUUUACGUAAAAGUUCUGAACCAGAAUGGUUACAUCAUUCAACUAAUGAUAGAUCUAGUACUACAUCAACAUUAUUCAAUACAGGCAUUCGUAAAUGGUAUCAUAUUAAACAUGGUAAAUCAAAUAUAUCCAAGGUGAUUAAUAAAACUAAAAGUGUAGAUAAUUUAACAAUGUUUAAACUAUCACCAAAUCUUUCAAAUAAUUGGCAUAUAACUAAAUCAACACCGGUGAAUGUAACUGUUUCGGUAAUUAAUGAACAUGAUGGUGAUGAUGAUGAUGAUGAUGGUGAUGAUGAUGAUGAUGAUAUAACACCGAAAGAAUCAAUUACAUCUAAUACAUCAAUAAAAAUCAAUAAACAAAAUGAUGAAAAUAAUCUUUCAAUCAAUAAUAAUCAAUAAAAGGAUUAUUAUUAUUAUUAUUACUAUGAUUACGUAAUAUCUACAACCAAUAGAUACAUUUACAUAAAUAUUUUAGAUCUUCAUUUAAGUAUCAUUUGUGAAUAACAAAUGUAGAAUUAGUAAAUGAUCAUUGAACUAAACAAUGUAUUACUUUAAAUACACUAAUAUAUAUUAUUGUUCAUAUAUAGAUAUUUCAAUGUUCAGUGGUUGUGAAACAGUCUAAUUUGUUUAUCACCAUAUGUAUGUAUACCUGUUGAUUAAACAAUCUAUCUCAAUUAG